UCCCCUCGUCUCCCCAGGAAAGCUCCAUCCUUUUCCCCUCGCCCAUCUUCUUCCCCUUUGCCUCCCCAAGUCGCCGGCAAUUCUCCAUGCCGCUCAGACGACUCCUCGCCGGCGAAAAUUCCAUAUUUCGUCGUCCUGGCCAUUCCACGAUUUGUCUUCCCGAUGGCCGAUACAUCGAUGUCUACACUGACGACGAUGGGACUCUCGUCACCGGCGGAUCGGAGGGCCGGCCGCCACGGCCUGUCCAAGAAAUCUUCGCCGACAUCCGGCGCCGUCAGGCGGCGGCUGAGGACGCCGCCCGUCGCCUCCACUACCCGCAGCGGCGUCCACAGCCCCGUCCACCAUCAGAUUCGGCCUCCACGAGCCAACCACCUCCAACCCCCUCCCCUCCCCUCCACUCCACUCCACCAUCAGAUGCAGCCCACCCCCCUGCAACCCCUUCCCCUCCCCUCCACCGUCAGCUGCAGCCUCCACAAACCGAACCCAUCCCCUAUGCUCCAGGCAAGCCUCGCCCCUUUACACUCACCGAGCUGGAUGCGAUACGUCGACGCGUAGCAGAUGCAUCUAAGGAAUUCGCCCACUCCGACUACGCUGACGGGGAUGGGGAACUCUUCACGGACGUCGACAAGAUAUCUCAACGCGUAGCAGAUGUACGCAUGGAAGUCGCCUGCUCCGACAUCCAGACGAGGCCCUACGAUCGGCCGCAACCUCCACAGUGCGAGUACCCUUCUUAUGAUGUGCCUGAGCAGUUGGAAACGCCACUGCUAGAGCCAAAGAACACCAACACUUCAUCUUCCUCCACACAGCCAGAGGCGCUAACUCAUGACAUCUUGCCAGUGUCGAGGCAAUUGUCUCCGCCUAUUUUCGCUCGCAAUCCUUCUGGUUGGCAUAUACAGUUUUUCAUCAGAAUAGAUGUCGAGGGUUCUUUCCACACGUAUCCUAGUCUGGGCGGACCAUUCCAGAGCUUGCAGGAAGCUGAGAAUGCUAUCACUAGCCAUCUUGAUGAGCUGCGCUCUCCAAUGAUGUGCACAGAUGGGCUUUCGGAUGCUGAGAUUGGUAUAUUACACGACCUUUACUGGCCUGAUGGCACAAGGCAGAAUUCUUCUGAAGGCGAUGCGGACCAUAGGAAUAUAAGCUUAUUGGUUCAAGCGUUACUGGACAAAUACAAUGAAGAUCACCAUCUUCUGGGGGAUUUUGCACAUGAACUUGAUGAUGUUGUUAUCUUCCGAGAAUUUGUUGAGGGGGAGAAAGUGGUUAGGUUCUAUCAUAUCAAUCUGGCUACAAAAACCAAAGGAGAAGAUGGUUUGCACAGUGGCGUCAACAAUCUAUUUUUUGCUGAAGUCAGACAAAUUAAAGGAGAAAAUGUAUAUGUACUCAGUUGUUUAUGUAUGGUUAAACCUACUGACAGUGGCCAAUGCUAUGGUUGCUUGAGUUAUGGAAAUAUUGAUUUGAAGCACCCUGUUGAUACUGAUAAAUACAAAGGUGGCCACACUGCCCCGCGCUCACCCUGUUGCGGUUUUGAUCUACGGUGUGAUGUACCUGCAUACAUUGAGGAUGAGGAUGAGGAGGCUAGGCUGGCGAAGGAGGAGGCUAGGUUAAGAUAUAUAUACAAGUGCCCUGCUCCGGCAAAAUUGGAUGGUGCAAGAGUGCGUGCUGGUUUGGCAAAGAGAGAGGAUGCUGGUUUGACCAAGGGAGAGUGUGGCCAGGGAAAAGCGAAAUACAUUGUGCCUGCUAGGCGUCGUCUGCUGGUUUGAGUAACCCAUCAGAACUCCUUGAUAUUGUUGCACUAUUUUCAGAAGUUGAACUAGCCGGUUGAUGUUGCAUGGCAUAACUAUUCUUUAGUUUCUAGUAUCUUGGAGACGGAUUAAAUCGCUGUGCACCAUAAUUUGGGAUGUUGUUGCUGCAAUAGUAGAAUGUAUGGACCUGCCAUUUGCUUUGGACUUGGUUGUAGCUGCUCGGAAGUUUGGUGCUUUGGGUCCGUAAUGGUGUAAUGUUUCAUAUUUUAGUUCCAUGGAAGGUCUGCAAUGGAGCUGCCUUUUGUUUUUUUAAA
Triticum aestivum (bread wheat) is the source of this 2050-nucleotide messenger RNA. RefSeq lists its product as uncharacterized. The record is from RefSeq and is a predicted model, not a curated record. NCBI's taxonomy places the organism in Eukaryota, Viridiplantae, Streptophyta, Magnoliopsida, Poales, Poaceae.